This is a messenger RNA of Melanotaenia boesemani (Boeseman's rainbowfish), 3614 nucleotides long. It is a transcript of the gene snx9b, whose product is annotated as sorting nexin 9b. Gene Ontology annotation, cellular component: cytoplasmic vesicle; plasma membrane. The transcript is spliced from 19 exons. The record is from RefSeq and is a predicted model, not a curated record. NCBI's taxonomy places the organism in Eukaryota, Metazoa, Chordata, Actinopteri, Atheriniformes, Melanotaeniidae. Bases 319 to 2160 code for a protein of 613 amino acids. Gene Ontology annotation, biological process: intracellular protein transport; endosomal transport; cleavage furrow formation. Gene Ontology annotation, molecular function: phosphatidylinositol binding; protein binding.
UCCGGUUUCUCUAAGUGUCGCAGGUCACUCCCUCCGUGCUGUCAGGAGCUCUUGACGCGGUUCAAACUUGACAGUCGCUCAGGAAUAGUUUCAUUUCGUCGAUUGUUUAGCAGUUUGUUUUUUAAGUUUUCAACGAUACACAGAUUUUAAUAGUGUUUUAGUGACUGUGUUGUGGCGGAUUUUCAACAUGAGGAGUUCUCGUGUUUUCUUCGAUUACAGUUGAAGAGCAACGGGGGAAAAUGUCCAGCUGAGCACUGGGAAUCUUUAAAAAACACACUUCGGGGCCUGUUUUUGUAAUGAUUGAUCAAUGCUGCCACAAUGGCGUUUAAGGCACAGGUUUUAUAUGACUUCACGGCUGAGCCUGGAAACAAUGAGUUGACAGUGAAAGAAGGCGAGACCGUCACUAUCACCAAUCAGAGUAUUGGAGGUGGCUGGAUUGAAGUACAGAACUCUAGCGGGGAAGUUGGACUGGUGCCUGAAGAUUACAUUGAGCUCAGUAAGCCAUUCUCUGUAUUCCAAGGAGCAGAAAGUGUCGCGCAGCCUCCAAAUUUAGGAAAUGUUGCGCCUACAGACCUGUCUUUCUUCGAUGCAUUUGCUCCUGCAUCGACACCCGCACAAAACCAGGUGGAUGCUGGGGGCCUGAGCCCCCAGCCGGAUACCCCUGACACCCCAGUUUCCCCCUUCCUUUCAUCCCCUGCGGAGGCUAAUAAUGGUAAUGAUCCCUGGUCAGUGUGGAAUGCAGACCCUUCAGGGGGCUCCAGCAACAACUGGGCAUCUAAUCCAGAGGGCACCCAGACACAGUGGAACACAGUGUCACAGGGCCACCCUCAGGCUUACCAAGGCCCAGGGGCAGAGUUUGAUGAGUGGGAUGAUGAAUGGGAUGACGUGAAGUCCACUGGAGGUUAUACAGAAUCAGAAUCUGGAGACAGUGGAGCAAUACAAAGAGGUGGAGCCCAUGGAUCUUCAAUGAAAAUAUCUCUGAACAAGUUUCCAGGGUUUUCCAAGUCGGGUCCAGAGCUCUACCUCCUUUCCAAGCAGCUUGUCAAAGGCAAAGACAGGUUAUCGAUUUAUAUGGGAGAAGUUGGUCCAGUGUGGUCUUACCCAGAAACCCAGCUUGACUGUGUUGUAGCUGAUCCCAAGAAAGGCUCAAAGAUGUACGGCCUCAAGAGCUAUAUCGAGUACCAGAUCACACCCAGUACCACAAACCGACCAGUCAAUCACAGAUACAAGCACUUUGAUUGGCUGUAUGAGAGGCUCCUGGACAAAUUUGGGUCAGCCAUUCCCAUCCCUUCUUUACCAGACAAGCAGGUGACAGGUCGUUUUGAGGAAGAGUUUAUCAAGAUGCGUAUGGAGCGGUUGCAGGGUUGGAUGACCAGGAUGUGCAGACACCCUGUUGUUUCCAGCAGCGAAGUAUUUCAGCUUUUCCUCACAUACAAAGAUGAGAAGGACUGGAAGAUGGGAAAGAGAAAAGCAGAAAAAGACGAGACGGUUGGAGUUAUGAUCUUCUCCACGAUCGAGCCUGAAGCUCAGUGUGAAGAUCUGGAUCCUGUUGAAGUGGAACAGAAAUGUGAGCAGUUCAGCAGGUUUACCAAAGCCAUGGACGACGGUGUGAAGGAAAUCCUUACAGUGGGACAGGAACAUUGGAAGAGAUGUACAGGACCUCUGCCAAAAGAGUAUCAGAGAAUUGGAAAAGCCUUCCAGAACCUCUCCUCUGUGUUCACUAGCAGUGGAUACCAAGGUGAAGCAACUCUGACUGAUGCCUUGACAGCAGCAGGGAAGACAUAUGAGGAGAUAGCCCAGCUGGUGGCAGAGCAGCCCAGGAAAGACCUUCACUUCCUCAUGGAGACCAACAAUGAAUAUAAGGGUCUUCUAGGUUGCUUCCCAGACACCAUUGGAGUCCAUAAGGCAGCCAUAGACAAGUUGAAGGAGGCUGACAAGCUGGUGGCCACCAGUAAAAUUACUCCUCAGGACAAAGUCACCAUGGCUAAGCGUACCAGCACCAUGUCUUACACCUUACAAGCGGAGAUGAACCACUUCCAUAACAACCGUAUCUAUGACUACAACAGGGUCAUGCAGUUGUACCUGGAGGAGCAAGCAAAGUUUUAUGAGAUGAUUGCUGCAAAGCUGAGACAAGCACACAGUCAGUUCACUACGAUGUGAAAGCAGUCUCGCACUACAAGACAAGAAGUUAAACCAGUCCAACACCCAAAAUGUUUUUGCUUAUGUUGCGGUUUUGACUCUCCCUUUAAUAUAAAUUUUGCUCUUCUAUUUCUAUCACUCUAACCAUGUCUCAUCUUUGACUGCACAUGCCAAUAGUGCUAGCUGGUGGUGUUUUUUUUUUUUUUGUUUUCAGUCAUUGCUCUUGCAAGCUUAUGCACUGUUAAAGCUACAAAGGUUUUAACAUAAGUGGUUUGCAAAGAGCAGCAAUGUUGGCACAUAGAGUAUGACACAUGAUUUACAUGUGCACUUUCCUCUGUCCAAGGUCCACCGCUUGUAACACAGGACAUAAACAUCACACUCUGAGCAGCCAUGAAUUGUAUCAUGAGCUAAACGACCGUGUUGGUGACUGUGUGGUACGGUUUUUGUACAGCUUUGGGCACAAAAACUCGGACUAUUUUAAAGAAAUAUUCUGCCGUUUGUCACACAUUCAUGUUAAACAAAAAAGCCUAAAUAAUCUACAAAUAUGGCAACGUCUCAUGUGCACAGUGAUGUCAUAAUGUUCAAACAUAAAACCAAAGUUGCUCUUUCCUUGGUUUGUAGGGACAGCCAAGCUAAAAGUAGCUUCAGCUGCUUAUUAAAGCUUUAUUGUGUAUUUCUUAGCAAACAGCAGGUUUUUUGUCUUUUAAAUGUGCAUCUCUAAACACUGUUAAUGUUCACCAACUUUGUGCAUAGAAGCAGGGCUGUUAAGUCUCAGAAGAGUAGGUAAAGGCAGAGUGUGUGUCCUCUCUGUGUGUUCUCUGUAUGUCCACUGCUGGCAGUGCCUUACUCCUUUUCAUCCUGCACUUCCUCAAAGGCUAACAGGAAGCUCCACCUUCUUCCUGGCUUGCUCAAAUUUCUCAGGCCUUUGAGAAACUAGAAAUGCUUGAAUCAGUUCCAGUCCCCCUAUGUGCACAUUAUAUGACACUGCAGUUUACAUUUCAGGAGACAAAAUGUGGAAUAAGAAAAUAAGAAUCCAAGUUGGGAUUUGUUCUUCUUUUGUACAUUUAACCUUGAUAUCAGUGAAUCAAAUUUACCCCAUCAGACUUUGCAAUACAAGUUUCCUCUCCCCUCCUACUCCUGAAGAAUUUUUGUCCCCGAUUGAAUGGAUUAUGGUUUUUGAAAUUUAGUUUAGACGCAACAAAUGUUGACAGUCAUGGAUUAUUUCUUGUAUGAAGUCUUUUUCUUUUUUGUUUUUUGCCACACAGUUUUCAAUCAGCCUCUAAUCUUGUUCACCAUUUGUUUUCUUAUCACUUGAUACAUCAAAAGUAUACAUAAAUAUAGAUAUAUAUAUAUGUAUGUAUUCUAUUUCAGGUGCUUCUUGUCAUUAAGAUAAUGUUUUAUGUAUAGAAGUAUUUGCUAUAUGGUGUUACUGAAAAAAGCAAAAACUUGUUUGAUUUAUUAAACAAUGAUUUGUA